AUGGUCAAGCGCAAGAGAGAAGAAACGGCAAAAGACCGUCAGAGCCUCAAGCAGGCAACUAAGGUCGCCAAGUCAACCACCAGCCAAGAGACUCCUGCGGCCACCGCUACCGACUUCCCGGCGAUCACUCUGCAGAUUGUCACCGGCUCAUACGAACGGGUGUUGCAUGGCUUCACUGCUGCUGUUUCUCCCGAAGCCUUUGUGAAACCCACCGAUACUGCCUCUGAAACCUCUAACGACUCUGAAUUGGUCCAAUUUGUGGACAACUUUCUCUUCGAGGCUCACGCCUCCGCAAUUCGAUGCCUCGCACUGUCCCCGUUGCCCAAGGCAGAUUCCAACGAAGCCCCCCAAGUGAUCCUGGCGACUGGCGCUACUGAUGAGCGUGUCAACCUCUACUCAUUAUCUGCUGCUCCGGUGGCUGUCAAUGAAGAUUAUCCAACUGUUCCGACUCUUGCCGGUAACAAAAUUCUCGAAAAUCCCAAGAACCGCGAAUUGGGUUCAUUGAUGCAUCACUCUGCUCCUAUCUCAGCCCUUUGCUUCCCCUCACGCUCAAAGAUCUUGGUCGCAGCCGAAGAUAACACCAUCUCCGUCACCAAAACUCGUGACUUUACCGUCGUUUCGACCAUCAAAGCUCCGCACCCUAAAGUGCAGGGCCGCCCAAGCGGUGACACAGCUCCUCCCGGUGGCUCUCCUUCUGGAAUCAACGACUUCGCCGUGCAUCCUAGUAUGAAGCUUAUGCUAAGUGUUGGCAAGGGAGAGAAAUGCAUGAGGUUGUGGAACUUAGUAACUGGCAAGAAAGCUGGAGUCUUGAGCUUCAACCGGGAGAUUCUACAAAGCGUCAAGGAAGGCAAAUACAGCACCGGUGAAGGAAGGCGAAUUGUCUGGAACUCCAAGGGAGACGAAUUUGCUGUGGCCUUCGAAUGGGGCGCAGUCGUCUUUGGCAUCGACUCGACUCCCAUCUGCAGAGUGUUCCCCAACCCUCGCAGUAAGAUUCACCAGAUGACAUACGUCAGCUCCGACCCCUCUUCCGAGGAUAGUGAUGAACUGCUUGCUGUCUCGACUGAAGACGGCAGAGUCAUCUUUUAUUCCACCAAACAAGUCGAGAGCGCACCGGAGGGGAAUGAGUCUCCUAUUCCAUUUGCUAAGGUCAUCGCCCAGCUCGGCGGUAGGGCACAUGGAUUUCCCGGCAGAGUCAAGGACUUCGAGGUCCUCAGCCUGAAGGAUCAGCCAGGGCCCAACAAGGGCGACUACUUGGUUGUUACCGCCAAUAGCGAAGGCCUGAUCCGCGUAUGGCUGCUGCGUGGCAAUGAACUAGUAGCAAAGAAGAAGAAGGGCGACAAGAAGAAGAAUUCCGAUUCUAAAGAUGAGAAGGCUUCUGAAGUUAACCAGGUUGGCCGACUGUUGAACACUUACGCUACGGGGAACCGGGUCACUUGCUUGAAAGCAUUCGUGAUGUUGACGGCGGAGGACUCGUCCGACCUCGAGUUUGAUGACGAGGAAUCCGAGGAUGCUGAAGAAGUUAGCGAGGAGGAAUCUGAUAGCGAAGCCAGCGAUGAUGAGUAG
Messenger RNA from Aspergillus brunneoviolaceus CBS 621.78, 1563 nucleotides. Its product is annotated as putative 60S ribosome biogenesis protein Mak11. Lineage: Eukaryota; Fungi; Ascomycota; Eurotiomycetes; Eurotiales; Aspergillaceae. The record is from RefSeq and is a predicted model, not a curated record. The transcript has 2 exons. Bases 1 to 1563 code for a protein of 520 amino acids. Gene Ontology annotation, molecular function: protein binding.